Phyllostomus discolor (pale spear-nosed bat) is the source of this 3534-nucleotide messenger RNA. It is a transcript of the gene KIF19, whose product is annotated as kinesin family member 19. The coding region runs from base 127 to 3138 and encodes 1003 amino acids. NCBI's taxonomy places the organism in Eukaryota, Metazoa, Chordata, Mammalia, Chiroptera, Phyllostomidae. The record is from RefSeq and is a predicted model, not a curated record. The transcript has 20 exons. Gene Ontology annotation, biological process: microtubule-based movement. Gene Ontology annotation, molecular function: microtubule binding; ATP binding; microtubule motor activity.
UCGUUGGUUUCGGGUUGUCAGGCAGCAGAGGGCCACACAAGCGAGGCUGCGGGGGACCCGGUGACGGUGGGGGUGCGGCUCGGCCCUGCCCGCUCUUGCGGCCUGAGCCCCUCCAUCCGCGCAAGCAUGAAGGACAGCGGGGACUCCAAGGACCAGCAACUCAUGGUGGCGCUCCGGGUCCGGCCCAUCAGCGUGGCGGAACUGGAGGAAGGAGCCACCCUCAUUGCCCAUAAAGUGGACGAGCAGAUGGUGGUUCUCAUGGACCCCAUGGAGGACCCCGACGACAUCCUGCGGGCGCACCGGUCCCGGGAGAAGUCCUACCUGUUCGACGUGGCCUUCGACUUCACUGCCACGCAGGAGAUGGUGUACCAGGCCACCACCAAGAGCCUCAUCAAAGGUGUCAUCUCAGGCUACAAUGCCACCGUCUUUGCCUAUGGCCCCACAGGCUGUGGGAAGACCUACACCAUGCUGGGCACGGACCACGAGCCAGGCAUCUACGUGCGGACCCUCAACGACCUCUUCCGUGCCAUCGAGGAGACCAGCAAUGACAUGGAAUAUGAGGUGUCGAUGUCCUACCUGGAGAUCUACAAUGAGAUGAUCCGGGACCUGCUGAACCCCGCCCUGGGCUACCUGGAGCUGAGGGAGGACUCCAAAGGGGUGAUCCAGGUGGCCGGGAUCACCGAGGUCUCCACCAUCAAUGCCAAAGAGAUCAUGCAGCUGCUGAUGAAGGGGAACCGGCAGAGGACGCAGGAGCCCACGGCCGCCAACCGGGCGUCCUCCCGCUCCCACGCGGUGCUGCAGGUGUCCGUGCGCCAGCGCAGCCGGGUCAGGAACGUGCUGCAGGAGGUGCGGCUGGGCCGCCUGUUCAUGAUCGACCUGGCCGGCUCCGAGCGCGCGUCCCAGACCCAGAACCGCGGGCAGCGCAUGAAAGAGGGGGCGCACAUCAACCGCUCCCUGCUGGCCCUGGGCAACUGCAUCAACGCGCUGAGCGACAGGAACAACAACAAGUACAUCAACUACCGCGACAGCAAGCUCACGCGGCUCCUGAAGGACUCCCUGGGGGGCAACAGUCGCACCGUGAUGAUCGCGCACAUCAGCCCGGCGAGCAGCGCCUUCGAGGAGUCCCGGAACACGCUGACCUACGCCGGCCGGGCCAAGAACAUCAAGACCAGGGUGAAGCAGAACCUGCUCAGCGUGUCCUACCACAUCGCCCAGUACACCAGCAUCAUCGCCGACCUGCGGGGCGAGAUCCAGCGGCUCAAGUGCAAGAUCGAUGAGCAGGGCGGGCGGGGCCAGGCCCGGGGCCGGCUGGAGCAGGGCGACCUUCGCCACAUCCCGGCCGAGGGCCAGCAGCGCGGCGGGCCGCAGGAGCAGGCCGACAUGGGGCAGCUGCGGACACAGCUCAUCAGCGCCUUCCGGGAGCAGAUGGACGUGCGCAGGCGCCUGCUGGAGCUGGAGCACCACGCCAUGGAGGUCCAGAUCGACAGCUCCCGCCACCUGCUCACCAUCGCUGGCUGGGAGCAGGAGAAGUCACGCAGGGCGCUCAAGUGGAGGGAGGAGCAGCGGAAGGAGUCGUACACCAAGGAUGACAGCGAGAAGGACUCGGACACCGGGGACGACCAGCCGGACCUCCUCGAGCCCCCCGAGGUGGCCUCGGCCCGGGAGAGCAUCGCCGCCCUGGUGGGCGAGCAGAAGGACCUGCGCAAGCAGAAGCUAGCGCUGGAGCAGCGCUGCCGCGAGCUGAGCGCGCGGGGCCGCCGCCUGGAGGAGACGCUGCCGGGACGCAUCGGCUCCGAGGAGCAGCGCGAGGUGCUCAGCCUGCUGUGCCGCGUGCACGAGCUGGAGGUGGAGAACACCGAGAUGCAGUCGCACGCGCUGCUCCGCGAUGGCGCUCUCCGCCACCGCGGCGAGGCGGUGCGCCGCCUGGAGCAGCACCGCACCCUCUGCGACGAGAUCAUCCAGGGCCAGCGGCAGAUCAUCGACGCAGACUACAACCUGGCCGUCCCCCAACACCUGGAGGAGCUUUAUGACGUGUACCUGCGGGAGCUGGAGGAGGGCAGCCUGGAGCGGGCCACCAUCAUGGACCGGGUGGCCUCCAGGGCCCUGCAGGACAGCUCCUUGCCCAAACUGACCCCGGCAGGAACCAUGCUGACGCCGGAGUCGGACCUGGAGAGUGUGAAGACGCUGAGCUCCGGGGCCCAGCGCCUGCAGAACAGCACCCUCCCGCCCCUCAGCACGGAGAGUGAAGCCAACCUCGCAUUCAAGGCCAGUCCCCGGGCGUGGCAAGCGAAAAGUUCCUCUGUGCCCACCCCGCCACCCAUCCAGAUCAGCAGCCUGGUGACCCAGGAGGUCCUCACCCAGGACAGCCUGCUCAGCCUGCACAGCCGGAUCAACUCUUCCCCGGACAGCAGCGAGCACCUGUCGGAGAUCCCCUUGUCCCACACAGCAGAGAGGACGGAGAUCCUGAGCGGCACCAAGGGCAUCGCCGUGAAGGCUGCCCGGAGGCGCUCCAGGGCCCUGGGAGCGGAGGGGUGCCACCUGCUGGCCGCUGCGGUGCAGCGCAGCAGCCUGUCCCUGCACUCGCUGAGCGAAGCCGACGACGCCCCGCCCCCCGGCCCACCGGCCUGCAAGCGGCCCUCCAGCCCCACGCUGCAGCACGCUGCCAGUGAGGACAACCUGUCCAGCAGCACGGGCGAGGCCCCAACCCAGGUGGUAGGGCAUCGCGGCGACGGCCCUGGGCCCUGGCUGCGUGGCCAGAAGAAAAGCCUGGGCAAGAAACGGGAGGAAUCGCUGGAAGCAAAAAGGAGGAAGCGGCGGUCCAGGUCUUUCGAGGUCACAGGACAAGGGCUCGCCCGCCCCAAGGCACACCUCCUGGGGCCCCGUGCCCUGGAGAACAUCUCGGACCACAGAAUGCCGGUGUGCAGGCACCCAGCCCCUGGUAUCCGGCACCUGGGAAAGGCCGUGCUGCCUUUGGCCAAAGUCCAAGUCCCUCCAAGCCAGAACACAGGCCCCGGAGUGUCCUCCCCCCUCGCUGUUCCGGCCAACCCAGCUGGUGGUUCCCGGCGAGCUACACGUGGGCCCCGCCUGCCCCACGGCGCAAGCAGCCACGGCAAAGACGGACACUUCCGGCGUAACUGAGGGGCCCUGCCUGGAGCCGACUCUCCUGCCUGCCCCCCCCCCCCCCCGCCCGAGACUGAGUGGGGCGUAGUGGGGAAUGGACUCUAGGUAGAUGGGGUGAUCUGGAAGCAGGAGCUCGGGAUCUCAGAAGGCCGGGGCUCCGGAGCCCCAGGAAUUCUGAGGGGGCCUGCCCAGCCCUUCCACGUGUGCGGUGCCACCGGGGAGUGGGGGGGGGGGAGCCCAGCAGGCAUGGCUGUGGGGACAGGGCUCCCCCAGACAGAACCCUGUUGCCAAAACUCUGCACAGACCUGCAGCCAGUCUCGGCCUUGGAAAUCGGAGAAGAGUUGUUACUGGGACAGGGCUCCUGGGCCCGCUGCUGGGGCAAGAACACCCCGGAUGGUGGGGGAGGGGGCCAGC